Molecule: messenger RNA, 651 nt
Organism: Brenthis ino (lesser marbled fritillary)
Lineage: Eukaryota; Metazoa; Arthropoda; Insecta; Lepidoptera; Nymphalidae
Source: the annotation of a GenBank genome assembly
AUGAGUUUUUUAUUCGGGAGUCGAUCAAAUAAAACCUUUAAACCAAAGAAAAACAUUCCUGAAGGAACCCAUCAAUAUGAUUUAAUGAGACAUGCUGCUGCAACACUUGGCUCAGGCAAUCUACGCCUUGCCGUAAUGUUACCUGAAGGGGAAGAUUUGAAUGAAUGGGUUGCUGUUAAUACGGUGGACUUCUUCAACCAGAUCAACAUGCUGUACGGUACCAUCACGGAGUUCUGCACGGAGGAGUCAUGCGCGGUGAUGUCGGCGGGGCCCAAGUACGAGUACCACUGGGCGGACGGACACACCGUCAAGAAACCCAUCAAGUGCUCCGCGCCCAAGUACAUCGACUACCUCAUGACCUGGGCGCAGGACCAACUCGACGACGAGACGCUCUUCCCUUCCAAAAUAGGCGUGCCGUUCCCGAAGAACUUCCUGUCGAUGGCGAAGACGAUCCUGAAGCGGCUGUUCCGCGUGUACGCGCACAUCUACCACCAGCACUUCCCCGAGGUGGUGCAGCUCGGCGAGGAGGCGCACCUCAACACCUCCUUCAAACACUUCAUAUUCUUUGUCCAGGAAUUUAAUCUAAUCGAGCGACGAGAGCUGGCGCCGCUGCAGGAGCUCAUCGAGAAGCUCACCGCCAAGGAGGCGCGA